GUGCACAGCUUCCUUGAUUUGUCCUUGCUCAGAAAAUUGCUGUAUUUAUACAUUAAAUAUCUGAAUCUUGUUGGACCAGUUAUAUACCGACAUUAUGUCUCUUGCAGCAGAGGCUUUCGUCUCUCAGAUAGCAGCUGCUGAGCCAUGGCCUGAAAAUGCCAAACUUUACCAGCCCCUGAGGGAGGAUCAGAUCCUUCUGUCUGAUUGUGCUGCAUCCCUGGCAGUUCAGGCAUACCUACGGAUGUGUGGCCUACCAGUGCAAGUGUGUUGCCGUUCGAAUGCUGAGUACAUGUCGCCCUCAGGGAAGGUUCCUUUUAUCCAAGUUGGUAAUCAGGUUGUUUCAGAGCUGGGACCGAUAGUACAGUUUACAAAAGCCAAGGGUCACUCUCUGAGUGAUGGAUUGGAUGAUGUUCAGAGAGCAGAGAUGAAGGCAUAUAUGGAGCUUGUUAACAACAUGCUCCUUACAGCAGAGUUGUACAUACAGUGGUGUGAUGACGCUACAGCUGCAGAGAUCACAAGACCACGCUACAGUAGUCCAUACUCUUGGCCGCUUAAUCACAUUCUGGCUUACCAAAAGCAGUGGGAGGUUCGUCGGAAGAUGAAUGCUAUUGGUUGGGGAGGAAAGAACCUAGAACAGGUCUAUGAAGAUGUUAGUCAGUGCUGUCAGGCUCUCUCACAGAGACUUGGAACCCAGCCCUACUUUUUCAAUAAACAGCCAACAGAACUGGAUGCGCUGGUGUUUGGUCACCUUUUCACAAUCCUGACCACACGCCUCACUACUGAUGAGCUCAGUGAAAAGAUCAAGUCCUACAGCAACCUGCUCUCCUUUUGCCGACGAAUUGAACAGACUUAUUUUGAGGCGCAGGACAGAGACAUUCAGUUGGGGCACUAGUCAAAAGGGAUCUAACUUGUGUAAAAUCUUAGUUCAUGGCACUACCCCAACCUGGUCUGUAAAAAGUAUAAGAAGGUAAUACAGUGGUAAAAACAAGGUAAUUCUAAAGCUUUUAUCUCGUUCAAGAUUCAUUUUUCAGAAUUGUAUGUAUUUGAUAAAAGAAUUAGCUUGAACAGCACCAACGUUCCUUAGUAUUCCAACAAUAGUUUUCCACUUAUCCAUUCACUAAUGAGAUGCAAAGUUUGUUUAUUCCAUUGUGGUGAUCUCUGGUUUAUUAUUAUGUACAUGUAAGCACUUAC
Trichomycterus rosablanca is the source of this 1191-nucleotide messenger RNA. RefSeq names its product metaxin 2 (gene mtx2). The coding region runs from base 95 to 892 and encodes 265 amino acids. Gene Ontology annotation, cellular component: SAM complex; cytoplasm. Gene Ontology annotation, biological process: mitochondrion organization. The transcript is spliced from 10 exons. The record is from RefSeq and is a predicted model, not a curated record. Lineage: Eukaryota; Metazoa; Chordata; Actinopteri; Siluriformes; Trichomycteridae.